ACAGAACUGAAGGGGGGGUGGAGGGAGCACAGCUGGGGUUGGGGGUUACUGAGUCUCUUGAGAAGGCCAAGAGACCUUUUCCCACUGAGACCCCCACCCCCACCCCACCACUACUGCAGCUAAAGAAGCUUUUCCCAGCCUCUCUGUUCUCCCCUGGGGCAGAAGAGGUCCCAAGCAAGCACUUUGGGUGGGAAAAGAGAACUGGAGGAAGUCGACAGGGAUGGGCGGGGCCCAUGGGGGGGCUGACCAGGAACCCAGCUUCCUGCUCAGUACCCAGGCAUCCAGCCCCUGGCUCACCCCCACCCUUCCAGCCCCCACUCCUCUCAGGAACCCCGGGGGGAUCUGGCCCUUCUCCCAAAGGCCAGCUAUCCCUCCGAUCAGUUUCUCCCCUCCAGGGGAUGGAGACCGAGCCUGAAAGAUCCCAGGAAGAAGAGGAUGGUGAGCAGGCUGGAACUGGUGUUUCUUUGCCUCAGGGACAUCACCAAGAUGAGCACAGUUGGCCUUCUGUGAACACCACCAGUCGGCCUUGGCGAUCUGCUCCUCCUUCCCCCCCUCCUCCAGGGACCCACCAUACAGUCCUGGGGCCCCGCUCCGCCUCCCUGCUCUCCCUGCAGACAGAGCUCCUUUUGGAUCUGGUGGCUGAGGCCCAGUCCCGCCGCCUAGAGGAACAAAGGGCCACCUUCCAAGCCCCCCAGAACCCCCCAAGCAUAGCCCGAGCCCCACCUCGGCCUCUUGAGGACAGAGAACAGCUCUACAGCACCAUCCUCAGUCACCAGUGCCAGCGGAUGGAAGCCCAGAGGUCAGAGCCUCCCCUGCCCCCAGGGGGGCAGGAGCUCCUGGAGUUGCUGCUGAGAGUUCAAGGUGGUGGUCGGAUGGAAGAGCAAAGGUCCAGGCCCCCCACACACACCUGCUGAGAUUUGAGCCUCCCCUCCCACGAGCCCCUUCAUAAUCCUGGGCCUCUGAGCUGGGCAGCCCAUGAUAUGUCCUCAGCCCUGCUUGGCAGGGGCAGCAGAGACUGGAAGGCCCAGAAGAAAUCAUCCACUCCCCUGGAAACUGGAGGGGGUGAAAUUCCUCAAAACCCUGGGAAUAGUCAAGGUAGGAUGUCAACCAACCCCUCCCCAGUAACAAAUGGGGGCUGAAGGGUCGUUUGAGGAUCCCAGCUACCCAGGGACACCUCAUCACCACCUCUAGUCUUAAGGAGUGAGUGGGAGCCAUGGUUCUGAGCUGUGGGGAAACCCCCAAUAGUCAAGUCACUAGACAGGAUCUCCAAAGAUCAUGACCUGAGAGACAGAUCUCUCCUUCCCAGUAAGGAGGAGGAUGGGUACAGCAGAGGUUAUUCUCCUACCCCACCCCAGACCCCUAAGCCCCAGGACUAAGGGGCCUACAGCCUGUGAAAGGACUUUUAGCCCUGCCCACCCUCCCUCCCCAUUGCUGCUCAGAGUCUGUCUAUGUCUGAUGUUUGAUUGUAUGAAUAAAUUUAAUUCCUCUCUGGA
Molecule: messenger RNA, 1493 nt
Organism: Erinaceus europaeus (western European hedgehog)
Lineage: Eukaryota; Metazoa; Chordata; Mammalia; Eulipotyphla; Erinaceidae
Gene: GPSM3
Product: G protein signaling modulator 3
Exons: 4
Coding region: 234-914 (226 amino acids)
Biological process (GO): regulation of inflammatory response
Molecular function (GO): GTPase regulator activity; protein binding
Source: RefSeq, a predicted model, not a curated record